Hypanus sabinus (Atlantic stingray) is the source of this 3646-nucleotide messenger RNA. RefSeq names its product CCN family member 2-like. The record is from RefSeq and is a predicted model, not a curated record. Gene Ontology annotation, biological process: signal transduction; cell adhesion. Gene Ontology annotation, cellular component: extracellular region; extracellular matrix. Gene Ontology annotation, molecular function: integrin binding; heparin binding. The transcript is spliced from 5 exons. NCBI's taxonomy places the organism in Eukaryota, Metazoa, Chordata, Chondrichthyes, Myliobatiformes, Dasyatidae. The coding region runs from base 119 to 1105 and encodes 328 amino acids.
UGUGAUUAACGUCACAACUUCCUAUAAAUACAGCUACUUCCCGGCUGGCGAGAGGCUGCAAAGUUUAAACAAGCGGCUUUGCUGAAAUCCCCACUUCACUGCUUCGCACAGAAAUACCAUGAGGAAUCAGUGGGUUAAUACUGCGUUAACGUUUUAUAUCCUUUGCAAAGCAAUCAAGGUUGGGGCUCAGCUUUGCCUUUACCCUUGUCGCUGUCCCCGGAUCCCGCCCCGCUGCGACCCGGGAUCUUCUCUGGUUGUGGAUCGUUGCGGUUGCUGCCAAGUUUGUGCGAAGCAGAUAGGAGAGCCAUGCACCAGAUUGGACGUGUGUGACCCUGAUCAAGAUCUAUUCUGUGAUUACAGCAUCAGCCUCUCCGGGGACAGAGGGAUCUGUACCUCACUUGAAGAUGGAACAUGUGAAUUCAAUGGUGUGCUCUAUAAGGAUGGUGAUGUAUUCCAGCCCAGCUGUAAAUAUCACUGUUGGUGCUCAGAUGGAGGAAUUGGGUGCAUUCCACGCUGUAGUGAAGAUAUUCGCCUACCCAGUCCAGAUUGUCUUUAUCCCAGACGUAUUGAGGUCCCAGGAGAAUGUUGUCCCCGAUGGAUAUGUGAGAACCAAGACAGAGGUAUCCUUGGUGAUGCUUUGGCAGCAUUCAGGUCACAUGUAUUCUACGGAAGAUAUCCCUCCAGUGCGUCUUUCAAAUGCCUCGAACAUAGCAGUGAAUGGUCUGCUUGCUCGAGAAGUUGUGGGAUAGGUGUCUCCACCCGAAUUUCAAACAAAAAUUCUCGUUGUAUUUUGGAAACACAAAGCCAACUUUGUAUUGUGAGGCCAUGCCAAAAGGAUUAUGUAAAACAAGUUCACAUGGGAAUGAAUAUUUGCCAGCCAACAACCAGGGCACACCGACCAGUCCACUUUGAAUACAACAAUUGCAUCAGCGUUAGGAACUACAGGCCUGUCUACUGUGGGUCGUGCUCUGACAGGCGCUGCUGCACUCCAUACAGAACCAGAACAGAAAGCAUAGAGUUCAAGUGUAAGCACGGCAGGAUUGAAAAACAGCAGAUGAUGUUCAUUAUUACCUGUGCUUGUCAUUAUAACUGCUCACAGGCUUAGAAAUAAUUGGAAUCCUCUAUCACAUGGCAGCAAUAAUAGCAGCUUAUUUCCAAACAACAUUGUACAGUGUAAAAAACAGUUACUACUGUAUAUUGAAGAUUUAAGUAUGACAUGUGUUUCCAUACAGUUCAAAUGGGAACAUUUGUCUUUGAACUAUUCCUAUUUAAUGCACAGUUCAGCUAUUUUAACAUUAAGUUUCCAAUGCUAAAAAACACAUCGUCCUUAUAAAAAAGGUUGGUGAACAAUUUAAGUUACUGCAUGUCAAUAAUUAAUUGCUUUGCAGAAUUCAUCUAAAGCUCUUGUUACUAGAAUCUGAGGUUACAUUUCGCUCUGCUGUUCGGUUACAAGUAACAUGCCAGGAGCAUGGUGCUUCAAAACCCUUUGGCUGUGGUAUCUUUGAGACCUGCCUCUGGGAAAUUCAAUAUCGCACAUGGUGGUUCAAUAUCACUGGGGAGGGAGGUAGACAUUUAUAGAUCAGUAGGGAAAUGAGGGCCAAUUAUUAGCUAAAGGAUUUGAUGGGAUGAGCUGUUUAGUAGUGAAGUUGAGGAUGAUUACAGCCAAGGGGCCUUUGGUUACUAAGGGUAUGUUGGAGUCAGGCGUCAAUGGGUGGGGGAGUAUUGGAUUUUGUUUCUGCUGGCAGAUGAGGGGAUCGUGGAGGAGAGUAAGUCCGAGAUCUUGAUGAUGGGAUUGUAAUGAUCACAAACUGGUGGGUGGGAUAAAGGUAGCUGCUGUUAAGGAUGUGGGAGGGAGGAAUUCUGUUCAAGGAGAGCCAGGUACGUACAAUAUUUAAACAGCGCCCCCUGGGGUUAGGUUUCCAUUUCUGGGCUUCACAGGCUGGGAGAUGCUUAGGGAGCCCUGCACAUAUGCAUUUCAAAGUGAGGUGCUGGGCAGACCCAGAAGGAAAAUCUUAGACUGUGUACUGUAACUCCAGCUAGUUAAUGAAUAUUCCAUUCCAUUUGAUUUCUCACCGGAGUUAACUUGCGUGGUUCAUAAUAACAUAGCGCUGCAUGAAUCAGCAGCCAAGCAUGACUUCAAAAGCAAAAUAUACCAAAGCAGGAAAUCAGAAAUCAAUGAAAAUCCCAGAAAAUGCAGGAAGUAACAGGCCAGGCUGCACCCAUGGAUUUGUGAAAGACGCAGGUAUCAUUUUAGGCCCGAUGAAACAUCACUAACCCAAAGUUCUGAGUUUACCUCUCCACAGAUGCCGCUUGUUGUGCAUUUAAUUUUUUUUCUCUGUGAGGUGUGAGUGUCAACAAUCACAGUUAGGCACUUGGGGAACCAAUGGACAUCUCCCAAAAUGUAUUUGCCAAGCUGUAAGCUCCCUCUGCUGGCAAUACUAGAUUGCACGAGGCACAGAGCAGCAAUCAGCCCAGCUGAAUGUGAAUCUCUGCAGUGCGAUGUGCCAUAAUAUAAAAAGGAAACAAUAGCUGCAGCAUUGUCAAAGGUUUGGCAAUUUCUUUUGAUGCAAAGAAUAAAGUAUUUUUAAAGUUAAAAGUAAUAUUGCACAUAUUACUACUCAAAAUGUAUAUUCUAAAGCCUUUUGCUUAAAUAAUGUAUUAUAUGUAAAUUUGUUUGUUAGUACACAUUUCCAUGCACUUUGUUUAUGUAGUAAUUAUAUUUUUUCGUUACUUGUCAUUGUUUCUAAAGAUGUAUGUUAUGAGGAGUGAGAGGAUAAUUAACUUUGUAAACAAAAUCUCUUUGCUGUCAUUUCUAUCUGCAUUUUCAUCAAAAAGCAAGUACGAAUUUAAAAAGAGGAUAUUUAUGUUUUCACAUGUUUUCAUACACAGCUUUGCAGAACUGUCCUUGAUUUUCUCCUCACUCUAAGGAUAAUAGAGGGUUACACACAAAAAGCCUUCAAGAAUCUUGCUGCACAAUCACCAAAAACACACCUUUGAGUCACUAUGGCAGAAGAUGUACUGAAAUGAGUCGAUGAAUCUCCCACUUGAUGCCCUUCCUCCCAACAUCCACUGCUUGGACUCAGAGCUUAAUAUCAACUGAGGGACCAGGCUCUCAGCUCAGAGCAUCAAUCAGUGAGGAAUAUAUCAAUUAGGAGCCAAAACUAGUCACAUUGCCUCUUCAGUAUGUGUUAGUAACAUCAUGGAUGAGCUGAUUAAAAAUAGUAAAAGAAAUAAAAGUCAAAUAAACUGCAGAUGCUGGAAAUCCGAAAUAAAAACAUGAGAUGCUAGAAGCACUUGGUAUAUCAGGGUCCAUCCAUGGAAAAAGAAACAGUCAACAUUUCUGAUGGGGGUAUCUGAAUCUGAAAAUGUUAAGUGUUUCUCUUUCCAUAGAUGUUGACUGACUUGCUGAGUGUUUCUGAUCUUAUUUUAGUAAAAGUUAUGAUCGGUUAAAUCAGGAACUAAUUGGUGGAUGGAGUAAAAUUUGUGUUUAAAAGUCCUGUAGAUAGUCGCCAGAUAAGACAUCACUAAGCGACGGUCUAUUAAAGCAACAGACUUGUGCAAGAGGGCUGUUGAGGUCUUGAUUAUGUGUUAUACUAUAUUUGGGACGGGAAUGGUUUUAAUUAUAUAAGUUAAUGGGUUUGACCAG